GCGUUCAAUGCACAUUACUUGCAAUUGUUAAAGAAUUAAUAAUAUUUGUAAUUUUAAAGUUAAGCUUUAAGGAUUUAUAAGGAUACUCACAAAAUGUCUUGUCUAAAGAAAUACGCCGUUCUUUGGAUACUGUUGCUGGUGGCCAUUACCGGUCUGGUGUUGGGAUUGGUCUUUGGCCUAAAGAAAACGCCCGAACGUCGCAUUGGGGGCGUGGCCUCCAAUGGCGUUGGCUGUGCGGAGAUCGGUGGCCAGAUGCUGGACAUUGGUGGCUCCGCAGCGGAUGCAGCGAUUGCCACGAUGCUCUGCGAGGGCGUCGUCCUGCCACACAGCCUGGGCGUCGGUGGUGGCUUUGUGGCCACCAUUUACAGCAAGGAGACGGGCCGGGUGGAGGCACUGAUCUCACGGGAAACGGCACCGGCGGCGGCCACACUCGACAUGUUGGUGGAUCAUGAGGAUAUCACGGGCGCCAUUUCCGCCGGUGUGCCCAGUGAGAUAUACGGCUAUUGGCGACUCCAUGAUAGGUACGGCAAAUUACCUUGGCACACAUUGUUCGAGCCCACCAUUGAGCUGUGCCGCAAUGGAAUUGUGGUUUCCCGCUAUUUGGCUGGCGUGCUGGCCAACAAUGAGGAACGCAUCCGCCAGGAGAUCUCCAUGUCCGAGAUCUUUAUCAAUCCCGCCACACAGACGGUCUACCAGGAGGGCGAGAUCAUGUUCCGACGCGUGCUCGCCGAUACCCUGGAAAUUGUGGCCAAUGAAGGACCCGAGGUAAUCUAUCGUGGUGGACGCAUUGGACGAAUGCUUGUCGAGGACAUCCAGCAAAUGGGCGGCAUCAUUACCGAGCAGGAUCUACAGGAUUAUGACGUCCGUUGGGAGGAGCCACUGCACAGUGUCCUUGCGAAUGGAUACAAUCUGUAUACGACUCCAUUGCCAACGAGUGGAGCAGUGCUGAUCUUCAUGCUGAACGUGAUGAAACCGCUGUAUACGUCGGAUCAUAAUCGAUAUUGGCAUCGAUUAAUCGAGACCUUUAAACAUGCCUAUGGACAUCGCACCAAUUUGGGGGAUAUACAUUUUGAGCCCUCCAUACAAGAGACAUAUGAAAAUCUGAUUGAUCCGAAAUUUGCAGCGGAAAUGCGCGAAUUAAUAUUGGAUGAUGUCACGUUUACGGAUAUGCAUUAUUAUGGGGCCAACUUCACCAAUGUGGACGAUCACGGAACGGCGCAUAUUUCGGUGAUUGCACCGAAUGGCGAUGCCGUUGCUGUGACGAGCACGAUCAAUGGUCACUUGGGUGCCAAGGUGCGAUCCCGUCAAACGGGCUUCAUACUCAACGAUGAGAUGGAUGACUUCUCCACGCCGGGCAAGAUCAAUGCCUAUGGCAUACCCGCCAGUCCGGCCAAUUAUAUUAAGCCCGGCAAGCGUCCCAUGUCCUCCACCUGUCCGAGCAUCGUGCUUGACAACAGCGGCAACGUGCAGUUGGUGGUGGGUGGUGCCGGUGGCUCCAAGAUCACAACCUCGGUGGCCCAGACAAUAUUGCGCUACCUGGUACUCCGGGACUCCAUUGAGAAUGCGGUGAACAAGGGACGACUGCAUCAUCAGCUCGCUCCCAUGCACAUCGACGUGGAACCGGAUGUGCCCAGACAUACGGCCGAAUAUCUUAAGAAAAUUGGCCAUACACUCAACUAUCUGACCGUGCACAAGGCUUAUUCCGCCGUCACAGCCAUCGGGAACAUGGACUCCGUACCGCAGCCCGUCUGCGAUAGUCGUCGAGUGGGCAGCGCAGUCAUCGUUGAACCAAAUCUGGAUUAAUCCUAAACUACACUCACAACACACACUCUUAGAUAAUAAAUAAAUUUACAACUUUCUUCUAA
This is a messenger RNA of Drosophila innubila, 1865 nucleotides long. Its product is annotated as glutathione hydrolase 1 proenzyme. The transcript is spliced from 3 exons. The coding region runs from base 94 to 1803 and encodes 569 amino acids. Gene Ontology annotation, biological process: glutathione catabolic process. The record is from RefSeq and is a predicted model, not a curated record. Gene Ontology annotation, molecular function: glutathione gamma-glutamate hydrolase. Gene Ontology annotation, cellular component: plasma membrane. Lineage: Eukaryota; Metazoa; Arthropoda; Insecta; Diptera; Drosophilidae.